GAUAGGAUUUUCGUUGACCCCAAAAAAGCGUGAUUUGAUAUUUUCACUUAGCUCCUGGUUUGCAAUAGGUAUAGGUAUAGGUAAUUCGUUUCAUGAAGCGGCUGAUUAUCUGAGGGUGUGAAUGUUGCGAAGUGCCCCACCAAUCCCCAUGAAAAUAAUUAGCCGAGCUCGCCUCCACGACUUGACGUUUUGCUCAUCAGUAACACCAGUUCUGUGAUUUUGCUGAAAGCAUAGAACUAGAACCUCCUGAGUAACAAUCUGGUAUUCUUCACAGAUAUAGCAAACAUAGGUCGCAAACAGAGAGACUUCCGCCCGUCAGCAGGCUACAACUCCCCUCCGUCGAAGGGGAGCAAACGAGGCAAAAGAUCACAAAGAGACAGCCCCAAGCCUCUAACGCGGCGACAGCGCAACCGGCUACUCAACGGCAAAAUGGGUCAAGAGGAGUCCACAUUAGUUGAUGACUCCAUCGAGCCUAUCACGCUCAAAGCUCGCGAUCUCUCCUCGGUGGCAUCCUACAUUUUGUCUCCAAGAUGCAAAAAUAUAGUCGUCCUGACAGGAGCUGGCAUAUCAACAUCUGCAGGAAUACCAGACUUUCGGUCUCCAGAGACCGGACUUUAUGCGAACUUGGCCCGGUUGAACCUCCCUUACGCGGAGGCUGUCUUCUCCAUUGAUUAUUUCAGGGAGAAACCAGAGCCGUUCUAUAUGCUCGCACACGAACUGUAUCCGGGAAAGUACAGACCUACUAUUACCCAUUCAUUCAUCUAUUUGCUACACAAGAAGGGGCUACUGCUCAAGCAUUUCACACAAAACAUCGACUGCCUUGACCGCGAGGCUGGACUACCUGGAGACAUGGUCGUUGAGGCGCACGGCUCAUUUGCGACGCAGAGAUGCAUAGACUGCAAGACAAAAUAUCCAGACAAAGAGAUGAGAGAGCAUGUUGCGAAAAAGGAGAUUCCACGUUGUGUGAGAAAGGAGUGCAACGGCCUGGUAAAGCCGGAUAUUGUUUUCUUUGGCGAAGCUCUGCCCACAGAGUUCUUCAUGAAUCGAGGGCUAGUCACGCAGGCGGAUUUGGUCAUCGUUUUAGGCACCAGCUUGACUGUGCAGCCUUUUGCAAGCUUACCGACUUUGGCCGACGAAGGCAAGCCACGACUCUUGAUCAACCUUGAACAAGUUGGCGGGCUAGGAAGUAGGCCAGACGACGUUCUACUUUUAGGGGACUGCGACGAGGGAGUAAGGAAACUUGCAGACGCACUUGGUUGGCUGGGUGAGCUUGAAGAGCUGUGGGCGGAGACGGGUAAGAGAUUUGGUAUAGAAGCUGCUCCAGCGCAAAGUAUACAGACCGCCUCCGAGCGCACACAGGAUGAGAGGCUUAAAGACGAAGUCGAUCGACUUACCCGAGAGGUUGACGAGGUGUUGAAGCUGAAUAGAGCUCACGAAGAAAAAGUGCGGGACGAAACCGAGUCCAAAGUGGAAAAAGAAGACACUGGUAGCUCUGAAGCUGCUAUACCAGCAACUUCGAGUGCUUCGUCUUCAGACACUAAAGACUUGUCCGAGGAGACAAAUGUGGAAAACGCUGAGGCCGUGGCCGACGUCUCUCCACGUGUGGAGAAGAAAUCUUCGCUGUGACUGCUUUUAGAUGCCACAUAAAAGGUAACUGCGUUGUCCUUGCCACUUUAUAUAUACCAGUAGAUUUGGAUUGUCACGCUAGGUUUCCAUUGCAGGGAAGUAAAUAUAUGGGGGGCCAUUGUAUCCGGUGCCAUGGACUUGCUUCGACACGGUGUUUGCCCAGCUCAUGUCGUGCAAAUUCUAGUCUUUAGCCAAGCUGUAGGCAACGCGAGUCGACUUGUAAGCAGAGACUUAGAUAACUCCAACCCUUAGUUUGGCUAGACCUACAAAGAUUGUGAC
This is a messenger RNA of Verruconis gallopava, 1905 nucleotides long. RefSeq lists its product as uncharacterized. Bases 430 to 1626 code for a protein of 398 amino acids. The record is from RefSeq and is a predicted model, not a curated record. NCBI's taxonomy places the organism in Eukaryota, Fungi, Ascomycota, Dothideomycetes, Venturiales, Sympoventuriaceae. The transcript has a single exon. Gene Ontology annotation, molecular function: NAD+ binding; histone deacetylase activity, NAD-dependent.